Xyrichtys novacula (pearly razorfish) is the source of this 7612-nucleotide messenger RNA. The record is from the annotation of a GenBank genome assembly. NCBI's taxonomy places the organism in Eukaryota, Metazoa, Chordata, Actinopteri, Labriformes, Labridae.
GGAAAUACAAUACUGUGCUCUACCUGUGCGGGGAAUGUGGCGCGAGAGACCCGGGCAACGCUGUGUACAUAGAAACUUCUGCCUGAAAAUAAUCAAUAAUUUCUUUUUCUUUGCGUUUUCAUUUAAGUCGGGGGUAUUGUUAUAAUCCGCGACAAUAUAUCUCUGGGAAGUACUGCUAAUCAGGGAGAAAAUGCCUCGGAGAAGACAGGUAAGAAGGAAUGUAGGUCGCACAAGAGGGUAACGUUAGCCUAGUUAGCAACGAUGUUCCUCAAUCUGAAUGUGAAUAUCGCUUCAUGAACCCGGCAAGUCAACCUUCUAAAACAAAGCAUCAGUGGUCCAUACUUUCAGUAAAGCGACAAUUUACACAUUAAAGUUGUUUAUUUACGCCAGUUAAUAUAAUGCUUUUCGCCAGGGUUUUCAGUUAAUAUGGAAACACCGCGGCUGGCAAACUUGGAGGAUGGUAACGAGCAGCGAUGCUAAUUCUUUAAUUCCAUUUAAAUUGAAGUAGCUUUUGGAAGUUAAUGCAUGCCGAGUACAUCACAAGACUACAAUAACCGGCGUUAUGUCACCAAGAAGCAAACCCGGUGUGGUUAAACAGAGAAUAUCAUUCAAUACUCCUUAAACUGUGAGAUUUUGUAUUGUAGUUUGGUAGUGUGACCUAUUAGCCGUGUAAACGGGGUCAGCUUAGCUACCUUGAAUGGCUAAGCUCACGAAAAUGAUGGUCUGCUAAAGUGGUCGCCUGCUUUGCCUUGUAGCCCGGACUACAACAAACAAUAUUACUGUAUUUGUGAAACAAAACUGUAGUAAAACGAAAUGCCUCUAUCAACCAAGCUAGCAGAGGCCACCAGCUGUCUGUGGCCUCCUCUGAGGACAUAAUAACAGGGUUUUCUGAUUUGAUAACAAGAGGCAAACACAUCAUUAGCUCCUCACACACUAUCCCGUUAUUCCAGUUCGUUGGACCUGUUUGAGUUUAAGACAGACCCCCACUGUUAUCAAGACGAGCUGAUAUGAUUGACACUUGCCAAAGAGACAAAAGCUUGUUUUUUUCCAUGCAAGUUUUAGUAGACAGCCUCUCAUUUAAGUUCCCUUUUGCUCAUUGACAGAGACACAUGCCUGGAAGUGGUUCAGAUGGAACUGAAGACUCAGACUCCUCAGCGGAAAGAGAACAAACCAACAGUUCAGAAAGUGAUGGAAACAUGCCCAAGAGACAGCGCCUCACCAGAGCCUCUACACGCCUUAGCCAAAGCUCUCAGGGUUAGCCAACAUAUCUUUAUUUUGAAUAUAAAACUGCCUUUUGUUUAAUGUCAGUUGUGAAAUCACAGUGGUGGUUUUGCUCCUACUGCUGUAGAUACUCCAGACUUGAAGCGAGCUGUGGACCACGAUGAAUCUCCACCAUUGACGCCCACAGGAAAUGCCCCUUCCUCUGAAUCUGAGCUGGACAUCUCCAGUCCGAAUGCCUCCCAUGAUGAGAGCCAGGCCAAAGAUCAAGUCAGCAGAGAUUCUGAUAAGGACCUUUCUCAUCGCCCCAAACGGCGCCGCUGUCACGAGACCUACAACUUUAAUAUGAAAUGCCCUACGCCAGGGUGCAAUUCUCUUGGUAAAAUCUCUGCUCUUCAUAGUGUAAAUUAUUUACCAUAGUUAAUAGUUUUUGUGUUAAUUACGAUUAAAUAAAAUCUCCAUCGGCAGUGACAUCCUGUAGUUCACUGAGUCAGUGGAGACAAGUGACCUCUUGCUCUCACUUUUUCCAGGUCAUCUGACAGGAAAGCAUGAACGUCAUUUUGCUGUUUCAGGCUGCCCCCUUUACCACAACCUUUCUGCUGAUGAAUGUAAAGUAAGUUAAUGAAAACAGUGUUCUCGUUACUCUUGAAGAACUCAAAGACUGUUGAUGUUCUUAAGAAGAGGCUCAAGACUCACCUUUUAACCAUGCUUUUCAAUGAUUGCCUUUUUUAUUUCACUUAUUGCAAAUGUUCAUUUUAAUCAAAGUACUUAAUGUUUCCUUUAUGUCAUUUUAUUAAUAAUCUCUGUUCUUAGUCUUUUUUUCUUAAUUCCUGUCAUAGAGGUUUUUACUUCUUACAUCUUGGUAAAGAUAUAUAGUGAAGAGCUUUUACUUAUUGUUCAUAUAAUAAUAUUUUCUUGUUUUUGUCCAUCAACUUUUAGUCUUUCUUUUUACCAUUUUUUAUCCAUAUCUCCAUUUUUUCCCAAAGGUCGCUCUUUCCUCCUGUAAUGUCUUGGUGUCAGGCCAUGUCUCUUCAACAAUAUAUCUUAAAUUCUCACUUUGUGUGCGCUUGAGUGUGUGUAUGUGUGGAUGAGUGAGGGUGGGUGUGUGUCUGUGUUUGUGGGUCCGUGGGUGGGAGGGUCCGGUUUUAUUGUUGUUUAAUUGUUGUUUUUAUCCUCUUUGAGGCACUUUGUAUAUAUAUUUUAUUGUCUGAAAAGCGCCAUACAAAUAUAGUUGAAUUUGAAUUUUAAAUUUCAAUAACAAAAUGCGAAGUAAAAAAAUAGUAAAAAUAAAGGGAUCAUGUAUAUGUAUAUAAUCCUUAUAAAUUUAUAUUGAAGAUUAAGUCUAAAGUUACAUGUCAUUUGUUGUUUUGAGUUUGUAGUGCCACUAAAGAGACAGAACUCUGUUUUGUUACUAAAGUUUUAUGUUGUGUUUUUGAUAAAGCUCUGACAAAAAUCCUUCAUCAUCUCUCCAUUUCAGGUUAAAGCCAUCAGCCGUGAGAAACAGGAAGAGGAGGUGAAGACGCAAGAAGAGAGCAACUCACGCCAUGCAACCAGAAACCAGGUAGUCUAUAAGUGGGGUGUUUAGCAUGAUUGCUAACAGUAAGCUUGUAAAUGUUGUACAAGAAAAAAAUGAAAGGUGAUUGAUAAUAGAAGUGUUUUUUUUUUUGUUUCAGACACCAACAUCAAAACAAAGCAGAUACAAAGAGCAGGUGGCUGAAAUGAGGAAAGGAAGAAACUCCGGCCUUCAGAAGGAGCAGAAAGAAAAGCACAUGGUACAUUACUGCUCUGUUUGCUUGUGGUCAGGCUCUCUCUGCUUUGGUUCACCUGUAGAUUCUUCAUAUAUUCCCUUUUUCUGUUUUGUUCACAGGAGCAUCGCCAGACACACGGCAACACCAGAGAGCCUCUGCUGGAGAACAUCACCAGCGAAUAUGACCUAGAACUCUUCAGGAAAGCCCAGGCCAGAGCAUCUGAAGAUCUGGUAGAGAACUCUCAUGUCUCCUUCUUGCAUCACGACUUAGGUCGCUUUCACACCAGAGCUGUUUGGUCCGCUUUAAACGGACCAGAGUUUGUUUCCUUGGAUAGUCCUCUUCGUUUGGGCAGGAGUGAAAGCUCAUCUGAGCUCUGGUGCGGACCAAACAAGCAAACUCUGGUCCACCUGAAAACGUGGGUCUCGGUUCGCUUGCAAGUGAACCCUGGUUCGGUUCGUAUGCAGUGUGAAAGCUCAUACAACGCUAUACGCAGUGCAUCUUGGGUAGAGGAAGCAACUGCUAAUGUCAGCGGUGCACGACAACACUUGUUGCAAUAGCAACAAGUGACGUCUUGCACCGCUGACAUUAGCAGUUGCUAGCUAGCUUAGCUCAAUUGUCUGAACAACAAUAACCCAUAAAUUCACAAUUUGGCAUAUUUAAACAAAAUCAAAUCACAAUUACCAACAGUCAGAGUCCUUAAACUCUGAGCUCAUAUGUUGUCACAUGUUAGAUCGUCAAAGUUAGAAAAAUAAUAGGAUCAAUUCCUGACAAGCUAUGAUAGCAUCAUAGGAACAGUUGCGCUCACUAAUGUUGUAGCAUUCCAUAAAGUAAUGUGACGUAGCACAAUACGAGACAGCUGGUCCACCCCUGUUUAUAAUCCGUGAGGUUACAUACCCCUCCUACUUUGUCCAAUCGACGAGUGCCCCUUUCAACCACGUGAUGCUGCUCGGAAAGUUUGAUGCGCUUUAGAAAUCACAGUGUGAAAGCAGAACCAAAACAAGUGAUAAAUGCAACAAUGUUGCAACUUUCAGCUACCCAAUCGAACUGAGUCCUCUUGGUCAGGUGUGAAAGCGACCUUAGUGUAUUCAGAGAGUCUGUUAUAGACACCAGUGAGUGUACAUUCAGAUAAGCUGAGCUGUGACACAAGUAUUCCCUCCUGCAGGAGAAGCUGCGCAUUCAGGGACAGAUCACUGAGGGCAGCAACAUGAUCAAGACCAUCCUUUUUGGCCGCUACGAGCUGGACACCUGGUACCACUCUCCAUAUCCAGAGGAGUAUGCACGUUUGGGUCGCCUCUACGUCUGCGAGUUCUGUCUCAAGUACAUGAAGAGCCAGACUAUUCUCAGGAGACACAUGGUGAGAAACGGAGUGAAAAUAAUAACAUCUUUGAUUAUUUUUAUUUUAUUUUUGUGUCUAAGAAGUCUUAAUUUUGACCAUAGAUUCAUCAGAGCUGAAGCUGAAAAUAAAGUGCAGCUGCAUUGCUUGAUUGGGUCCUCUAUGAUCAUUUCAAGUGCUGGAUUUAAAAAAGUACAAAUGAAUAAUUUUUCCCUGAUAUUUAGUUGAAUAAACUUGUUAUUCCCGUUACACAGAAUGCUUUUUAAAACAACAAUGUCUGAUUUAGGCUAAGUGUGUUUGGAAGCAUCCUCCAGGUGACGAGGUGUACAGAAAAGGAGCCAUAUCUGUGUUUGAGGUGGAUGGGAAAAAGAAUAAGGUAAGGAGGCUCAUUAGUUCCUUUACUCAAGGCUUUGUAAAUAUUGGCAGAUUGCUUACAUUCAGACAGCCAAAGCAAACAUCUCAGUGGCGUCUGACUUCUGAGUAAACCGUGAUGAAAAGAAUGACUGCGGUUUUAUUGCCAGAUCUACUGCCAGAACCUGUGUUUACUCGCCAAGCUCUUCUUGGACCACAAAACGCUUUAUUACGAUGUGGAGCCUUUUCUCUUCUAUGUCAUGACUGAAGCGGACAACACCGGCUGCCAUUUGGUGGGAUACUUCUCCAAGGUAAAUGAAGACAGCAGUUCAGAUUAAUGACAUGCAUAUGCGGUUUAUUGAUUUUAAUAUUUCACACAAGAUUAAAACAUGAAAGUGACCACAUCAAUUAAAAAAAUUAAAGGAUCACAUACAUGCAAUACUUUUUCAAAAGUGGUUAGUUAAUACAUAAGCAGAGAAACAGACCAAAUAUUAAAAUAACGCUUGGAGGAACAUCUUCAAACUCAUUAUGUAAAUUUGCAACAGGUUAGUACAUAAGCGGGUAUAAAAAGGACACUGCAGAGAGGACGAGUCUCUUAGGAGUAAAAAUGUGAAGUUACCACACUUUAAGAAUGUUCCUCAGCAGAAUCAGGUCAGGGUAAUUCAUCACCUACAGUUCCAAGUAUCAUUAAAGUAUCUGGUAAAUAUGAAAAAAUCUUUUUUUUUAAUGAGACAAGACCAAAAACUGAAACCCCCUUCAGCAAAUUAACAUGACUCUGUUAUGAAAAUCACUGCAUAGGCUCAAAAUCACCCUCCCAAAAACAAUUGUAUGUGAACAGUUUCUCUCUUCAUUAGCAAAUGCAGGUUAAAACUACCAGGCGAAGGAAAACACAUACAGUACAUGAAUAGGAUAAAACUAGCAAAGAGAUGGGAGUGACUAUGUUUCCUCAGGAGCUGUUAGAGUUGACACAACCUCAUUGAAUUUUAUAGACAAAUGUGCAGAUGUGAUCAGUACUGAUUUAACUGCAGCUCAGAAAUUGUAGGAAUAGUGACAUUAUAAUUGUUUAAGCCAUGUUUGUCUCUUUAAUCGCUUACAGGAGAAAAACUCGUUCCUCAACUACAAUGUGUCCUGUAUCCUGACGAUGCCACAAUACAUGAGACAGGGCUUUGGAAAGAUGCUUAUUGACUUCAGUACGUAUCAGAUUUUAUCUUAUUUAAUCAUUAUUUAGAUAUUAUUAUUAUGGUUUGUUUGCUUAGACAAGAGUGUGCUAAUCUAAACUGCUCUCUCUCUCUCUGAAUGCCCUUUGUGUGCUGUUCAGGCUACCUGCUGUCCAAAGUGGAGGAGAAAGUGGGCUCACCAGAGAGGCCUCUGUCUGACUUGGGCCUCAUCAGCUACCGUAGUUACUGGAAGGAGGUGUUACUCAGAUACAUGUACAAUUUCCAGGGAAAAGAGAUCUCCAUCAAAGGUAACAGAAGUCAAACACAAGGCAUAUUUGCUCAUGAGAAAAUUUUAUUAACACAAAGAUGUACUAACACACAUGCAGAAACAAAACAUAUAACUGUUGUAAUAUGUGAUGCACAGAGAUCAGUCAGGAGACUGCUGUCAAUCCGGUGGACAUCGUGAGCACCCUGCAGUCUCUUCAGAUGCUGAAGUAUUGGAAGGGAAAGCACCUGGUGUUAAAGCGACAGGUCAGAUUUCACCUGAUAUGUUACUAUUGACUCUUUGAGCAGUUUUAGUGUAGCCAGUGUUUAUGAUUUAAAUAACUUUUCAGAAUAUUCACACCUUCAUGAGUAUAAAUGAUUAAAUAUAUGAUGAAUAUGUUUUAACAGGUCAAACACAUGUAAUUGUUGGAGCUUCCUAGUGUCCACUGUAUGAGCAAUGUUUGCUCAUUGAACCUUAUCCCAAUGCAAUUUUCCUAUUCCAAAACUGACUGUAAUUUCCUCCCUCUAGGACCUGAUUGAUGAGUGGAAAGCAAAGGAGAUCAAGAGAGGCAAUAGCAAUAAAACCAUUGACCCAAGCUCACUGAAAUGGACCCCUCCCAAAGGGACAUGAGCACUAAGAACCUCAGGCUACUGAACUAAUUCACCUCCAGCCUCACCAGCCACAAGUAGCCUCGAUCCAUAAAACUGUCAAUGAAGACCAGUGCUCUUUCUUUCUUUUUUUUUUUUCUCCUCCUUUGCUUUUGUCUCAGAACUUUUUUUUACUUUUAUAUUUUACUUUGUAUUUUAGACUCCAUAUGUUUCCAGUCUGAUGAUUUUGCGCUGAAACAUCAUCUCCACCAGAGAGACUUUUUUUCAUAUUUGUUUUUAAAACAGCUUCUACUAAGCUUUGAAUGUGAAACAGUCCAGUGUGUUGGAUAAACAUGAAUGUUUUGCUUUUCUCAUGCAAAAAAAAAAAGAAAACAAAAACCCACAUAUCUGCACUUGGCAGCAUUUACAGGCUGUUUUUUUUCUUUCCAUUACAACAGUAACUGUUAGCAUGAAAUGAAUCUGUAAGCUGAGUGUAAUCUGAGAAAUGAUGUAUGGUGACGUCUUUGGUUGGUGUUUAAUUGUAUAGAUGAAACAAUAAUGUAUUUUUUUUUCUCCAGCUCCAUCAAUACAGGAUUUGGACCCAUUCCUCUGACAAACCUGCCAAACAACAGUGCAUUAUUCAGAUUGUUUUACUUUUCUGAGAAUAAAUGAGGAUAAAUGACAAGGUACCACUGUAAGAAUGCACAUAGAAAUAAAACAACCUCAGGUCUUUGUACUGAUACAAUCUUACCUUGCUCGUGUGGUUCCUCCAAAACAUCAGGCGCAGUGGUUGUUGCAGAUGCAAACACUCGGGUUAAAAGUUCUGUGAAAACCAGAAAAUCUGAACAUCACAUUUGACUGUAUUUACAUUUUACUCUUUAAUCAUAGAUGUUUUAAUGUGUAUUAGCAAUUUGAUAUUUUAAUAUCAAUAAAGCUGCUUUGAUAUUUUGAAA